CUUCCAAGUUCCAACUAACUCUCAAACACAUCACAAAAAAUCUAAAUAAAUAAACCCUUGCUAUUAGAUAUGGUUGGUUUGAUCGUCAGUUAGCACCUGAUCAAUGAUCAUUAUUAGUCGUUAUUUUUGCGCCAACAGAUUUACAAAACGGUUCAGGGUUUCUUUUCACUACUAUAAAAAAGUUGGGGCUGGUGUUGGUAUAAGCCCAAAGAAAGAGCAGCAUAUAAUUGGAGAAAGAAAUGGAAGAGGGAAAGCAGGAGAAGAAGCAGAAAGUGAUGGUGGCAAUAGACGAGAGCGAGUAUAGCCAAUAUGCUCUUCAGUGGGCUCUUAAUCAUUUAAAAGCUACCAUAAUCCACUCUCAGCUUGUCAUCUUCACGGUUCAGAACAAUUCUACCUUCGGCUACGUUUAUGCUUCCUCCUUUGGUGCUGCCCCUGCGACUUUGAUUGAAUUAAUACAAGAGAAUCAAAAGAAGGUUGCAUUAGCUCUCUUGCAGAGAGCAAAGAACACUUGUGCUGACCAUGGGAUUGUUGCACAGACAUUGACAGAGAUUGGAGAUCCUAAAGAAGCAAUAUGUGAUGCAGUAGAGAAGCACAACAUCCAUUUGCUUGUAUUAGGCAGUCACAGUCGAGGUGCUAUAAAGAGGGCUUUUCUUGGAAGUGUCAGCAACUAUUGUGUUCAUAAUGCCAAGUGCCCAGUUCUUGUUGUAAAGAAACCACUUCAACAACUUGUGUUACAAAGAUUUGAAGCAUAAUGCUGAUAAUCCUGGCACUGAGGAGACAAGUAAGUUCAGUUUUACCAACCUGCCAUAUGUGUACUUAUCAAAAUUUGCUUUAGAAAUGUUGUCAAAAGUUGUGGAAUUUGUAAUUUACCAAAUGUGAAAUAAAUGCAAUUCUGUAA
This is a messenger RNA of Ricinus communis (castor bean), 898 nucleotides long. RefSeq names its product universal stress protein A-like protein. The transcript has 4 exons. The record is from RefSeq and is a predicted model, not a curated record. Bases 240 to 752 code for a protein of 170 amino acids. NCBI's taxonomy places the organism in Eukaryota, Viridiplantae, Streptophyta, Magnoliopsida, Malpighiales, Euphorbiaceae.